GAGCUGCUGCUGAUGAUAAAGAUGAAGCUGUGGGUGCUGCUCCUCGUCCUUUCCUUGGUCCUCUGCGUCUCUGCUGAUGAUGCUCAUGGGAGCAACUCCAUCAUUGGCUGUUCAGAUACUGAUGGAGAGAACGUUUUGAUCCUGGAUGAUGAGGCAAUCUGGUACGCCGACUUCAACAAACAGACAGGAGUCAAUUCUCUGCCUGCCUUUGCAGAUCCAAUAAGCUUUCCAUGUUCCUAUGAAGAAGCUGUGGCCUAUCAAGAGAUCUGCAGACAAAACCUGAUGGUGACUCGUAAGGCUAUGAAGGAGUUUCCCAAAGAACUCGAUCCUCCUUCCAGCCUGAUCAUCUACACAGUACUAAAUGUGGAGCUCGGAGUCCAAAACACUCUGAUCUGUCAUGUGACUGGUUUCUAUCCUGCUCCCGUCAAUGUCACCUGGACCAAAAACGAGCAGAAAGUGACAGAAGGAACGAACACCAGCAUUCCCUUCCCCAACAAAGAUGGUUCCUUCAAACAGACGUCCAGACUUCAGUUCAUCCCAAAGCAGGGAGACGUCUACAGCUGCACUGUGGAACAUGUGGCCCUGAUACAACCAAUGACCAAAUUCUAUGCUGUGGAGAACUCUGAUCUCAUUCUUGGACCUGCCAUGUUUUGUGGAGUGGGUCUGACUGUCGGUGUCCUCGGUGUGGCAGCAGGAAUCUUCUUACUCAUCAGAGCAACCGAGUGACUCUGAAUGGUUGGGGUUGAUGUUUUAAUAAAUUGAGCACUUUGCAAUCUAAUUACACAGAAACUGAAGUUUUACCUCUGGUGCCAGCAGACAGCAUCUUCAGAUUAACUGCUGCUCUUGAAUUUUUUUACAUCCCAAUAUUUUACAUGCUUUAUUGCAUAUUAAACAUCUGGAAGAAACUCUGUCCUUAAAAACAGCGGCAGGAGGCCAGAAUGAUCACAGACAUUUCAGUCCUCAUCCUCACUUAGACAGAAUGUUAAUUUGAUAGUUUUUUUGAUAUAAUAUCACAUUUGAUCAGGGCAGAGUUUUUGGGUGGAGAUCAGACCGCUGGAGAUCAGAACAAGUUUUUUGAUGGUAGAGAACAGUGAUGUGAACCAGAAGGUUUUUUGUUUCAUUAAAGAUUUAUUGACAAAGAUUUGAGUUCAUUUAUUUUCAUCUCAGUUCCUUUCAGGGCAGGGAUAGCUCAGUAGGUAGAGUGGUCGCCCCAUGAUCGGAAGGUCAGGGGUUCGAAUCCACUGAACGGUUACCCUGAGGUACCCCUGAGCAAGGUACCUACACACUGCUCCCCAGUGCUUAGUGGCUGCCCACUGCUUCACUGAGUGGAUGGGUCAAAUGCAGAGAAAAACAAGUAAUUUCCCCAUGGGGAUCA
Oreochromis aureus is the source of this 1375-nucleotide messenger RNA. Its product is annotated as H-2 class II histocompatibility antigen, A-B alpha chain-like. Gene Ontology annotation, molecular function: MHC class II protein complex binding. Lineage: Eukaryota; Metazoa; Chordata; Actinopteri; Cichliformes; Cichlidae. The record is from RefSeq and is a predicted model, not a curated record. Gene Ontology annotation, biological process: immune response; immunoglobulin production involved in immunoglobulin-mediated immune response; positive regulation of T cell activation. Bases 13 to 726 code for a protein of 237 amino acids. Gene Ontology annotation, cellular component: MHC class II protein complex; membrane. The transcript has 4 exons.